Molecule: messenger RNA, 657 nt
Organism: Bombyx mandarina (wild silkworm)
Lineage: Eukaryota; Metazoa; Arthropoda; Insecta; Lepidoptera; Bombycidae
Product: protein G12
Source: RefSeq, a predicted model, not a curated record
AUGCUUAAACGCUUUUGUGUGUUGUUUAUAGCGCUUGCUGUAUUUGGUGAAUGUUCAGUAACGACUUUCCCGAAGACUCAUACACAACCAGAAUGGGAAGCCCACGUGAAAGACUUUAUAAAAUUGAUCGACGUUCAGAAAUUAAUGGGUAUUGCGGUUAACUACAUUUCCGAUCCAGAAGUUAUGAACUUCGUCGAGUUCCUUUUAAGUCCGGAAUUCAAGAAAAUAAUUUGGGAAAUAGAAAUCAUGCCAGAGUUCAGAGAAGCUUAUGGAUAUUUGAAAGUCAAGGGCUAUGAUUUUGGAUUCGCGUUCGACUUUAUUAAUAACGCUUUAAAUAUGCCGCCGUUUGAACCAAAAACACCAUUAAGGAAUAAAAAAGGAAUAUCUGGAGUGUUUGAAGAAAUGAUGGCUGCGUUGCCCUUUGAAGAAAUGAAAAAACUUUUCGAAGAUAAACUAGAGACAAGUACAGAAAUUUCCGAACUCUUCAAGAUUAUCAAUUCUGAAGAAUAUUUGUCAAUUAUAAAGAGAAUGUCCGCUAAUCCAGAGUUUAUUGAAAUUAAGAAUAUUUUAACAUUAUACGGAUUUAAAUUUGAUUAUAUAUGUUCAUUUGCUAAGGGUAUCUUCGGCGAACAUUAUCAGGGUAUCUUUUGUGCUUAA